Messenger RNA from Anguilla anguilla (European eel), 4915 nucleotides. RefSeq names its product microtubule associated serine/threonine kinase-like (gene mastl). Lineage: Eukaryota; Metazoa; Chordata; Actinopteri; Anguilliformes; Anguillidae. Gene Ontology annotation, cellular component: nucleus. The coding region runs from base 339 to 2996 and encodes 885 amino acids. Gene Ontology annotation, biological process: intracellular signal transduction; peptidyl-serine phosphorylation. Gene Ontology annotation, molecular function: protein serine/threonine kinase activity; ATP binding. The record is from RefSeq and is a predicted model, not a curated record. The transcript has 12 exons.
UUUCGAUUUAAAAAUCAGUCCGACUUUCGGCAAAUAACGUCACGUGUAAGGACCCCUACGUUGGAGCGGAUUUCAAAUUUUCAAAACAUCCUCGGUCAGGUGCUUGUUGUUUUGGUGCCAGAAUAAGUGUUUGGAGCGCUUUUUGAUUGUAGGAAACGAAGAUAAGUAUUGGAUUGCACGAAAGUGCAUAUCGCAAGUUGCUUUUUUAAGUUAAGCUUAUUAGUCGACUUUAAAUUUUUGUGUACCGUCAGAAAUAGAUUUAAUCGGCAGCUUUUAUUUUGAUGUUAGCUCGAUAUCGCUUGCUAACUAGCUGGCUACCGUUAGUGAGCUAGCUAGUUAUGGAGGGAGGAGAUAAACCUGACGGUUCUGCUCUGUGUAUCAGUUCGGUACAUGAAGCUCCCAGGGCUCCAACAAUCGAGGACUUCGUCGUAUUGAAGCCUGUCAGCAGAGGCGCCUUUGGAAAGGUUUUUCUAGCACGAAAAAAAUGCAACUCAAGACUUUAUGCAAUAAAGGUGGUGAGAAAGGCGGAUAUGGUCGACAAAAAUAUGACAGAUCAGAUGAAGGCCGAGAGAGAUGCACUGGCUCUCAGCAAGAGUCCCUUCAUCGUUCACUUAUUCUAUUCUCUUCAGACGGUCACCAAAAUGUAUCUGGUUAUGGAAUAUCUUAUUGGUGGAGAUGUUAAAUCACUUCUUCACAUAUAUGGCUAUUUUGAGGAAGACAUGGCAGUGAAGUAUGUGUCAGAGGUGGCACUUGCUUUGGACUAUCUGCACAGGCACGGAAUCAUUCACAGAGAUCUGAAACCAGAUAACAUGCUCAUCUCUAACGAAGGACACAUCAAGCUCACAGACUUUGGCCUCUCCAAAGUCAAGCUUGAUCGAGAGUUGAACCUUGUGGAUAUCCUAACAACACCUUCCUUAGUGAAGCCAAAACAAGAUUAUUUUCGUACUCCUGGUCAAGUCUUAUCAUUGAUAAGCUCCCUUGGUCUUAACACCCCUGCGGUGGAAGGCAAACGUCACAGCAGCACCUCGGCUGUGUCCAGCCCCAUGUCCUGCAGCAAAGUGGACCAGUGCAGGAGGUCCUUCAUCUCGCCUGUGAUAAUGAGGCAGAAGGAGCACCUGUUCUCCCCCGUGUGCUCUGAGCGAAAGCUCCAUGGGAGUUGUUACCCCCACCACAGCGUGUUCAGUCCUGGUCUUCUGGCCAGGAGUUUGACCCCGAGGCUCCUGAAGUCCCGGAAGAGGAUCGAAACCUCAAGCACCAGCAGCCAAUCCUGUCUCUUCCCUUCUACGACAGAGUCUGAAGGCUGUGUGAGCCCCCUAUGGGAGGACGAGCUGGAAAUGGAAGAGUUGGAAAAUGUUCCUCAUCCACACGGGAGAGAUACAGGUGGCAAAGUGGGCAAUCCGUUUGCUGCCUCUAAGCUACCCGGGGAAACGGUGGUUCAGGAUUUUAGAAAACCUGGCCGUGAUUCGGCUCUGGCCCCGCUGGACAACCUGGACCUGAGGUUGCGCCCUCAGAGGGGGUCACUGGAGGAGUCCUCCAAAAACAAACAGGGCGACCCAGAACGUUCCCGCCCCUUGCCUUGGAAACCCGCCCCGCUCAGCAACCCAGCGGGGAAGUGCUCAUCUGCCGAGGCUGUUCACCGCUGCUCCUCAGUCGCCCAGCCAACGGGCGAUCAGCCGCCCGCCGAGGCCACUUCGUCUCUGAAAAGGGGCUUCGAGCAGGUGGAGAAAAGUCCCGAGGGCGGCGACGGCGUGGCCGAGGAGAGCGACGGCAAGCAUAAGCGGUUCUGCCGGGCCCCUGCUGGCGGAGCCUCCGCCUCCGCCCGCACCGGCCUGACCGGGGUGUUCGCGGCCGUUCAGCUCGACGGCUUCGGGGACGGGGUGCCGCCGGCCAGGUCAGCCCCUGUGGCCAAGAACCUGCUGAGCGAGCUGGACGACCCGUGCAGGGACGGCGGGGGCGGCGGCGCGGGGGCCAAGGCCCACUCCAGCCCGGCCUCCUCGCCCGAGGACGACGGCAGCCCCAGGGGGAGCCUGAGCCUGGACUCGGACGGCUCGCUGCAAGACAUGUCCGUGGUCUCCAACGGCGACCGAGAGGUCCCGCAGCUGGACGACUCCCGGAAGGGCGGAUCGCUGUCGUCGUUGUUCGAGGAAAUGGACGAGGGGAUUGGCGGCCCCACGGUCGGGCCCUGGAAGCGCACCCCGAGGGCCAGGGCGGGCGGGGCCGAACGUGAACGCUCCCUCGGGUUCCGCCCUUUGCAGGCGAGCGGGACCGUGAGGUCUCCCGCUCUCCUGAGGCCGCGGAACGUGGUGGCGUUCAGGAGUUACUGCAGCUCCAUCAACAGGUCCAACAUGUCCGCCAGCUCACGCCUCAGCCUGGGGUCAGCCGAAGUGAUGGACAUAUCCACCUCACCCUCCUUCUACAGUCUCUCGGCAACCAUGACUCCCGUGCAGAAGCGCAAUCCCAGCUCCACCAGCUCUCUCCUCCAGACGCCGCAGCAGGCGACCUCUCACACCCCUUUCAGGACGCCGAAGAGCGUCCGCAGGGGCCCCGCGCCUGUGGAAGGGGGGGCCGUCCUGGGUACACCAGACUAUCUGGCUCCAGAGCUUCUCCUGGGCAAGCCCCACGAUUACAUGGUGGACUGGUGGGCACUGGGUGUCUGCCUGUUUGAAUUCCUGACCGGCGUGCCUCCAUUCAACGAUGAAACUCCACAGCUGGUGUUCCAGAACAUUCUCAACAGAGAUAUCCCGUGGCCAGAUGGUGAAGAGGAGCUGUCUCUUAAUGCGAGGAAUGCGAUUGAGAUCCUUCUCACCAUGGACAAGACCAGGAGAGCUGGCCUGAAAGAGCUGAAGGGCCACACCCUCUUGGAAGGCCUGGACUGGGACAACCUCCAGAAUCAGGCCAUGCCCUUCGUCCCUCAGCCAGACGACGAAACGGACACUUCGUACUUCGAGGCCCGGAACAAGGCGCAGCACCUCGCCCUUUCAGGGUUCAGCCUGUAGAGGAGCGCCACUGGCCUUCCUCCCCAUUGCCUUCCCAGCAUCCUCUGGAUUCAACUGUUCAUAAAAUCAGUGGUAAGCCAGACAAGCUUUAUCAAGAUUGUCAAGGGAAAUGGAGGUUUUCAAGUCUCAUGCCUGCACUGUUACUAUUGGCAAGCAAAAAUAGUGUGCAAGAGAGAUUUUCAUUAUGAUUGAUACAAAUUAGGAUGGGUGCUGAAUAUAAAAAUAUUAAAAUGUAUGUAUAAUGAAGUGUCGUUGCUUCAAAUAAGUUGAAAAAAUUACCAUUUAAUAUAUACAGGCACAAAAAUUAUCUUGUACAAGUUCAAAAUAUUGUGAUUUUGAAUGUUGUAGGAAAAGGACACUAGCUAUUUUGUUUUAGGUGUAAAAUCUGCUUUUCUUGUGUAAAGUUUCUGCUUGUAUUUAUACAUGUUCUGUAUGUUACCUAUGCGUUAUUUUUAAAUGUGUGACACGUUUGAAAGUACCUUUUGAAUAGGCCUUCAGUAAUGUGACUUGCAGAGUUUGUUACUGCUGGUGGCCAUAUUCAUGAAAUGACCGCCAUGAUUAACUAUUAUGUGCAAUUCUUUUAUCUCCUUUUCAGUUUUCAGUUGAUUGAUCCGUUUCUUUGAAACGUGUUGAGGAAGUAAUGUAAAAUGGGCUGAAUACGAUUGGGUAACCAGUCUAAGGCUCAGUAUAAAUCACAUUGUGUAUAGCGUUUUUAUAUCAUUAUAAUCCUAAUAUGUGCACAUCCACACUAAUAAGACUGGUUGUCUGCAAAAGACUGGUACAUUUCCAUUUUCAAAUUUUUUAAAACCUAUUUUCAUGAUGGAAAAACUGGUGAAAUUGAAAAUAAAACAUGCCAAACAGAUGAGAUUUAUCAAGACUGAAACAAAUUGGAACAUAUUUUUCAGGAUACGUGUGUGUGUGGUGGGGGGGGGGGGGGUGGUAAAAAAAAAUGUAAAACCAUCAUAGGAUCUGAAAAGUAUGCAUGUAAUUACUGUGCAUGCUACAGAAAGCAAAAGCCCCAACACAAAUGAUGUAUUUGGUAUGCACUAUUGGUGAAAUGGGAAGUGGGUCUAAACACUGGAACUGGGAGUCUGACAGGUCACAUUUGAGAUCAUAACCAAUUUGGGGGUCAGUAUUGACCUUGCAGAAGGAAAUGCAAGUCUAAACCAGUGUUUCUGAAAACAAACUGCAGAGUAGACUUUGUACAGCUAUUGCCUGUUUUGGCAGUUAUUUUUUAAUCAAUACAAACCAUCAAAAGAAAAAGCCUGUGAAUUACGCUGACCACAGCCUGAGGUGAGCGUUGCAUGUGCCGUUUGGCAAAGGAUGUUGACUCCUGGGGCUCUUCCUGAUAGAACAUUCUGCACGGGGGGCUAUUAACUACUGAAAAGCACAAGAGGUGGAGCACAGCAUUGCACUUGGCACCCUCUCCCGUGAUAAAGCUCCACUGUAGGGCACCCCCAUUCCAGAAUCACUGCGCAUUUAUCUGGAGAAACCAGAUUACUAAUCUGGGAAAAAUCUUGAUCCUUGAAAUUGAUUAUGCCCCUUUAUGUUUCCAUAUGCUUAUAUAAAUAUUUGAGCGUUUUAAGUCUUCAUAUUUAAGUGUUUUUUCUCCCCUCGGUUUUGGUGUUAAUUUUAUUUGUUCUGUGUGGGAAAUUUUACAUACUUUCAAAAUUAAUAUAUGAUUUAUACUAGUUUACUCAGUAGAAUUUUCUUGAACACGCUUAUUUAAUGCAGAAAAUUAGCUGUGUCUGGGAGAAUGCUGUGGAAGCUGUCCUGUAAAGGCAUUGCUCUGUCAUAUAUACUGUUAAUUGAUUCUUACUAUCACCUUCUUUAUAUCAGUAUGAACAAAAAAUCAAACUGGUGGAGGGGGACACUCCAAUGUGAUUCAGAUUCAUUAAAACCUUUAACAAUUAUUAAUA